AUGGCUGGCCCGGCACGGCCUGCCUCCGCCCUCCAAACCAGGAGGCCGGGUUUGCGCCAGCCGACUCGACGAGCCGGUUCCGCGGUGCCAGAACGACUGGCAUCACCCGCCGUGUCUUCUCUGAGGCCUCCAGCGGCCAGCUCGCUGCGCACACAAAAACCGAGUCCCGAGGUAUCUGGUGCCAAAAGGAAGGACCGAGACUAUGAGCGCGAGAUCAAUGAGGACACCAGCAUCCACGUCGUAGUGCGUUGUCGCGGCCGUAAUGCGCGCGAAACCAAGGAAAACAGUGGCGUGGUUGUAUCAACAGAAGGGGUCAAGGGAACCGCGGUGACCCUGUCGAUGGGACCGAAUGCCCUCUCCAACAAGACCUAUGCCUUCGACAAGGUCUUCUCGCAAGCGGCCGAUCAGACGGUGGUCUAUGAAGAUGCAGUUCUUCCGAUUCUCAAUGAGAUGUUGGCAGGCUACAACUGCACGAUCUUCGCGUACGGCCAAACAGGGACAGGAAAGACGUAUACCAUGUCGGGAGAUAUGACCGAUACCCUGGGUAUCUUAUCAGACGACGCAGGAAUCAUUCCACGCGUUCUCUACUCUUUGUUCCACAAACUCGAGGAUACCGAAAGCACCGUCAAAUGUUCAUUCAUCGAACUUUACAACGAGGAACUGCGGGAUCUGCUGUCGGCCGACGACAACACGAAACUCAAGAUCUUUGAGAAUGAGAAAAAGGGUGCAAGCGGGAGUACUAUGGUUCAGGGGAUGGAAGAGACGUAUAUUGAGUCCGCAUCGACUGGAAUCAAGCUGCUCCAACUCGGUAGCCACAAGCGCCAGGUUGCAGCUACCAAAUGCAACGACUUGAGUUCCCGCAGCCACACGAUCUUCACUGUCACCGUCCUCACCAAGCGCACGACCGACUCGGGUGAGGAAUACAUCAGCUCGGGCAAGCUCAACUUGGUUGAUCUGGCUGGAAGUGAAAACAUCCAGCGCAGCGGUGCAGAGAACAAGCGAGCAGCCGAAGCCGGUCUUAUCAACAAGAGUUUGCUCACUCUGGGGAGAGUGAUUAACGCGCUGGUCGACAAAGGCUCCCACAUCCCCUACCGCGAGUCCAAAUUGACACGACUGUUGCAAGACUCCCUUGGAGGACGGACCAAGACAUGCAUUAUUGCCACCGUUUCGCCCGCUCGAAGCAACCUAGAGGAAACCAUCUCGACCUUGGACUACGCUUUCCGUGCUAAGAAUAUCCGCAAUAAGCCUCAAAUCAACUCUCUCGUCUCAAAGAAUAAGCUACUCCGGGAAAUAGGCAUGGAAAUCGAGAAGCUCAAGAGCGACCUCAUCGCCACAAGGCAUCGCAAUGGUGUGUAUAUGACACCGGACGCAUACGAAGAGAUGACAAUGGAGAGUGAAUCCCGGCGGAUUGUCAAUGAAGAACAGAGGGCCAAGAUCGAAUCUAUGGAAUCGAGCUUGAGACACAAAGUUCAGGAGCUGUUCUCCGUGACAAGCAACUUCAACAUGUUGAAGCAAGACAAUGAAGACACUCAGCAGAAGCUCAAUGAGACCCGGGAUGUUUUGGAGCAGACAGACAUCGUACUCAACAAGACGACGCAAGAUCUCGAGGAGGAGAGGAUUGUGCGAAAAGCCCAUCAAGAUACCGAAGCGAAACUUCGUGACAUGGGUGCUAGUCUUCUGUCCACCUUGGAUAAGACCGUCCAGGAUGCCAAUGGACUGCACGAGAAGCUCGGCCGCAAGGACAACCUGGAGAACGAGAAUCGGAAAACAUGGCAGGCAUCCACGACAAAGGUCUCAGACGUAACCCAGCAGAUCGACGCUCGGAUGGAAAGUUUCCAAACCCAGCAUGCCAAAUUGCUCGGCGAUAUGUCCAGCAAGAUCUCUCUAUUUGUGAACGAAGAGUUGAGCACCGUCGAAUCGGCUCGUUCCCAGCUACAAGGCUUUGGCUCUUCUUUCGACAAGGCCGAGGCAAAGGCGAAGAGUCAAACGUCUAGUGCGCAUGACGAGAUGAAUGAGGUCCUUGAAGAGAUAAAAGUCCUUCGGGAGGAUGUCAAGACCAAGGUUGGGGAAGGCCUGAGCGGGCUGUCCGCGGCCGCGGAGCGAAUCUCGAAGGAGGUCAUUGGUGAAUUCACCGAGUUCCACGGCCACCUCCAUUCCUCCUACACGGCACUCGGCAAGGAUUUCAAGUCCAUGUUUGAGAAUAUGACCAAGCAUAUGGACGAGCAAAAAUCCGAGAUCAACAGAUUGCGUCUCGAGCUGCAGAAGGCAAACCGCCAAACAGUGGACACCAAUCGGAAAGCCUCGUCGAACUUGGCCCAGGUCAUUGAGGAGGAACAGGCGAGCGCGCAGGCUGAACGGGACACCCUCAUGUCCCAAAUCCGCGGACUGCUCGAGGAAUCUAAUCAGCGACAGUCUACUCGCCUCAAGGGGAAAAUGGAUGCUCUUCGUGCCGACAUCUCUGCAUCGGGUGAUUCUCUUGAGCAGGCCACGGCGCAGCACGACCGGCACAUUGAUGAAUGGAUCUUCAGGGAGGAACAAUUUACAAAGGACGUUACUGCAUCCAAGGAUGAGAUUAAGACGCGGAUGCAGAACGACUGGGAGACCUUUGAUCAACGCAACGCUUCGAUUAAGCGUUCCACGGAAUCGGUGCACCAAGAGACAGUUCGGAUCGUGGAUGCUCAGAUGGACGAUAUGAGCAAGCAGAUGGAAGCCCUGGACGAUUUCGUCGCAAAGGCACGGUCCCAGAAUGGUCGAUUCCACGAAGCACAGCUCGGUAGUCUGGACACCAUGGCAACCAAUGUCCGGGAGUCUCACUCGGCAAUGCAUGAACAGCUGGGUGGCUUCAGCGAUCAUGUCAAUCAGCUCCAGGAAGAUCUGGAAAUGCACACUGGAAACCUGGAGCAAUCCACUGAGCCCUUGGACAGCCAAGUUCGAAAGCCACUGUCCGAGCUCCGCGAAAACAUCCAGAACCACCCCAUGAAGGAAUAUAAACCCACAGGCCUUACGCCUCAAAAACGUCGAUACGAGUACCCUACCGAUCUCCCCACGACAGAAUCACACGAGGGACUUCGUUCUCGACACCGCACCUCCCAACAGUUUCACGCGCUGCCCUUCGAUGGUGAAGAACAAUCGCCCAUGCUGCCCAGUUCUCCCUCGGCCUCGCCAUCCAAGGGCUUCGUAUACAGCGAUGCCGCGGAAGAGGUAGGGACUAUCCCUCCUCCAUCAUCAACAGCGACCAUUUCAUCCAACACUGGCCUUAGGGAAGUCGAUUUAAACGUCGCCAAACCACUCGUGUUUGACGCUGAGGAGGACAUCACGCAACCCGGCAAGCGCGAUGCUGUCCCCGCAGAGAAACGAUCGUUGGAUCUCGAAGACACCCUGGAGAAAGAUGAGCCCGAACAACCACCGCGCAAACGCCGCCGCUCGGCUAGCAACACCGUCGAGAGCAAACUCCCGCAGAAGAUGCUCUCGAAAAGGAUGGCUGGCAUGAUGGAGGGUCGUGAGAAUGUCCCUCCAUCUGCGAUUCCCGGUGGUGGUGGCCGCCGCGUCCGAAGCCGCACCGAACGCUGA
Penicillium riverlandense is the source of this 3570-nucleotide messenger RNA. Its product is annotated as putative kinesin family protein (BimC). The transcript has 3 exons. Gene Ontology annotation, molecular function: plus-end-directed microtubule motor activity; ATP binding; microtubule binding. The coding region runs from base 1 to 3570 and encodes 1189 amino acids. The record is from RefSeq and is a predicted model, not a curated record. Gene Ontology annotation, cellular component: nucleus; spindle microtubule. Gene Ontology annotation, biological process: microtubule-based movement; mitotic spindle assembly. NCBI's taxonomy places the organism in Eukaryota, Fungi, Ascomycota, Eurotiomycetes, Eurotiales, Aspergillaceae.